AUGCAUAAUAAUGAUACAUUCCCAUAUCCUUCUUCUUCUUCUUCUUCCUCGUUGACGUUAACAUCUUCAGUAUUAACUCUUCAACAAUCAACAAUGAUUUUGAGAAAUUCAACUCAAUCAAAUUAUGAUAAUUUAUUAAUUAGUCAUCAUGAGAUCACAUAUCCUUAUGGUGUAUGUGGUCAACAUGGUACAUGUGUUAGUACAGAUAAUGGAGAUUAUAAAUGUAUCUGUGGAACUGGUUAUCAAGGAAAAUAUUGUCAUCAGCCAAUUAAUUAUUGUGAAACUAUGCCAUGUAUGAAUGAUGGUACAUGUAUAAGUGGUUUAGAAGGUUAUGAAUGUAUAUGUGAAGAGGGAUUUAGUGGUGUGCAAUGUGAACAUCCUAUUGAUUUAUGUCAACCAAAUCCAUGUCAAAAUGGUGGCUAUUGUCAGCAUACAUUACAUCCAGGAGAUUUUCAAUGUCGUUGUGCACCAGGUUGGUCUGGUCGUUGGUGUGAAUUUCAAACAGAUAAUCCAUGUAAUAUGGCUAAAAUUUGUUUUAAUAAUGGUAAAUGUCAUCAAGAUCAUUUAAGUCCUGGACUAUUUAAAUGUGAAUGUGAUAAUCAAUGGAUUGGAUCUGUUUGCCAGUUACGUCGACCAGAAACAAGAUCAUGUGUACAAAAAAAUCUAUGCAAAAAUGGUGCUACAUGUGUUGAUUUAGGUAACAGUUUCAAUUGUAUCUGUCGUCCUGGUUUCGAUGGUCAAUAUUGUGAAAAUGAAAUUAACGAAUGUAAUUCAAUGCCAUGUUAUAAUAAUGGAACAUGUAAAGAUCUUAUUAAUUCUUUCGAAUGUGAUUGCCCUAAAGGUUUCAUUGGAACAGACUGUAGAAUAAACGUUAAUGAAUGUGCUUCAUAUCCAUGUUCAUUUGGAUCAACUUGUAUUGAUCGUGUUGGAACAUAUGAAUGUAUUUGUCCAGAACAACGAUAUGGUCGACAUUGUGAAGAAGUGAUCAUUGAAACAGAACCAAAACCUCCAGCAUGUAAUUUUUAUGGUCGAAUUUAUGAUCAUAAUGAUAAUUGGACUUAUAGCUGUCAACAAUGUCAUUGUAAUAAAGGACAAAUUAUAUGUACUGAUGAUUUUUGCGGAUAUUGGUCAUGUUUACAAAUUAUUGGAAAAAAUGAUCGUUUCGCUUGUAAAAAUGGUGAAAUAUGUCAUAUUAUCUCAUCAAAUGGUUUAAAUAAUAAUGAUUGUUUUGUACCACCAUGUUAUUUACGUACAAUUUGUUUAAAUGCUAGUCAAUCAAUACAGGGACAAUUAAAACAAUUAUUACCUAAUUAUUAUUUUAAACAAUCAUUACCUGGUUGUCGACCAAAUAGUUUUAUAUUAAAUAAUCAUUGUGCUAGAUUAUUAUUACAUUUUUCUAAAUUACGUAUGUCUUAUUCAACAACUAUUGAUGAUAUAUGUAAUGCUGUAAAAAAUUUACCAUCAUUAAAAAAAUAUCAUCACUAUGGUAGUAGUAGUAGUGGUGGUGGUGGUGGUGAUGAUGCUGCUGAUGAUGAUGGGGGUCGUGGGAAAUUGGACAUCGGUAUAAGUUGUGAUAUAAAAGCUGGUUAUUCUAUAGAACAACAAAAUAUAAUAGAAGUAACACUUAGUUCAUUGAAUGAUCAAGUUCGAAUUGGUCCAGAUGGUAGAGAAUAUUCAUUUAUUCAUGAAUUAGCUAGAAAUUUAUCUAAAGAAGCUUAUUUAGCUGCAUCAACUAAUUUAAAAUUACGUAAAGAUAAUUUGAAACUAUUCAAUAGUGGAAGUGACAGGAAUUAUGAGUUUGCCAAUAAUGACAGUAACCAUGAUGAUGAGGAUGAUGAUGAAGGCAUACCGUUACCACCGAUGUCUAUGAUUUUAGGCACUGAUCAAUUAGAUGAUUAUUGGCAUAGAGUAUUGCUUGGUAUAAUUGAAAUUCAAGUUGAUACAAUGGUUGUAAAUGAAAAUGAUUUUGGUAAGUGUAAAUAUUAUUAAACAGUAAUUCAAUUUAAUAACUUUCAAUCCCUUUGUUCUGCAUGAUUGUGAUGCAUAUCAGUUGUCUGUUUACUUAUUAUUGUGAUAGUUUGCUAUGCACUACUUUAUGACUGUGAAAUACUCCCUUAGAAGGUGAAGAAUACGAAGAGGUUGUAAGGUUUUUGAAUAUAGGCAUCUUUGAAUAAUCACUCUCAGAAAAGUGAAAACACAGGUUUGUGGUUCAGUUUAUGGUACGAGGCAAAUUGGAUCGGAAUUUACAUUGGAUUUGGGGCAUAUAGUACAUAAUGUAAGUUUAAUGAGUUUUAUAAAAUAAUAGGACAAAACAAAAACGGCAGCCAUUCAUUACAUCGAUUUAUUCUAACAUCAACACGACAUAAUAUGAUUAUCGGUACGAAUCAAUCGUACUUGAAGAAAAGUUUCAGUCGUGAUAUUUUUAUAUCGUCAGUCAGUCAGUGAUCUUGAAAGCUGUUAGAGGUAGGAGGUUAGUUAUCACUUCCCGGUUGUCCACACCGUGUAAGGGUUCUUCUAGAGAUACCUGAAUAAGAAAUUGGGUUAAAAUUGGUCUUAGUGACCUGAGAGCGUGACCGCAGUGCUCAAUGGAUAACUGCUUAAAGUCGUUCACACACAUUUUUUUGUUAGCUCCAUACUUGUUAGGACCUUACCACCGUAGACGGAUAUCCGUAGGAUAAGGCGAGGUGUGGAUUUUUAGGGUCGACCUUUUCUAA
Schistosoma mattheei is the source of this 2714-nucleotide messenger RNA. NCBI's taxonomy places the organism in Eukaryota, Metazoa, Platyhelminthes, Trematoda, Strigeidida, Schistosomatidae. The record is from the annotation of a GenBank genome assembly.